GGUGUGUUUUUGAGUGAAAUCGCCAUCUACUCAUGGAUUGUGUUUCUGGAGACUGGAAGAUGUAGUAAGGUAACAUACCUCAUGUGAGGGACAAGAAAUGGCUCGCGCAGUUUAAUAUGGAGUCAGAAAAAGAAUUCUCAUACAAUGAACUGGGCAGGUUUAUAUGCCAUCUUAAGUGGCGUGAACCGUCACUCUACGGGAAUUGGACGCAUCUGGCUCUCUGUAGUCUUUAUCUUCAGGAUCAUGGUGCUUGUAGUGGCUGCAGAAAGUGUAUGGGGGGAUGAAAAGUCCGGAUUUACCUGCAACACCCAACAGCCUGGAUGUAACAGUGUUUGUUAUGACCAUUUCUUCCCCAUUUCUCACAUCCGUCUGUGGGCCCUUCAGCUGAUUAUUGUAUCCACACCUGCUCUACUUGUGGCCAUGCAUGUUGCACACCUCCAGCACCAGGAGAAGAGGAUUCUACGCAUGUCUGGUCAUGGAGACUCUUCCGAACUGGCAGAUGUAAAGAAGCAGAAGAUCCGUAUUUCUGGUUCUCUGUGGUGGACCUACACAGUGAGUGUGCUCUUCAGGAUUAUUUUUGAAGCAGCAUUCAUGUAUAUCUUUUACCUCAUUUACCCUGGCUAUGCCAUGAUCCGGCUUGUUAAGUGUGAGGAAUACCCCUGUCCUAACACUGUUGACUGUUUUGUGUCACGUCCCACAGAGAAGACCAUUUUUACAAUUUUCAUGUUGGCUGCCUCAGGUUUCUGCAUAAUUCUCAAUGUAGCGGAGUUGGUCUUUCUCGUUGCCCGGGCAUGUGCUCGCAGACAACAUCGUCGCCAAGACUCAUAUAAUGCCCAGGAGCAUAAACAGAAUGAAAUGAACACGCUUCUAUCAGGGGGCAGCCUUUUCAAGCGAGCACCUAGCAGCCAGGAGAAAGGAGAACACUGUGCUGCCUCCUAGGUGCCUCAGUGGUGGGUGGCACUGAGAUGGUAAAGCAGGCUGUAGGUGGAGUGAUCAUACUUGGGACUAGUUACAAGACUUUGCAAGGAGAUUUGCGAUUGCGAGCACAUGUAAGCAAGGAAGAAUUGAGAAGGGCAAGCAAAUUACCUAUUUCAUAAUGCAACAUUUGCACAAAUUGCAGUGGUUGUAUCCAAAUUGCCCAUUGGUUUUGGAUAUGUGUGUCCUUAUCACCACACUAUCACGUUGUCUUUUUUUUUACUCUGUCACAUCCUCUUUACCAACCAUGAGGUAUUAAUUGUGUCAUUAUUGCAGUGUUCUGAGAUUUCAAUAAGACUGAUGAUGGAAGAUCAAUGGGGAUGAGUAUUAGAGGGAGGGAAUGGAUUUUAUAGGG
Molecule: messenger RNA, 1330 nt
Organism: Bombina bombina (fire-bellied toad)
Lineage: Eukaryota; Metazoa; Chordata; Amphibia; Anura; Bombinatoridae
Product: gap junction beta-1 protein
Exons: 2
Coding region: 145-939 (264 amino acids)
Biological process (GO): cell communication
Cellular component (GO): connexin complex
Source: RefSeq, a predicted model, not a curated record